AUGGUGCACUCUGAUGUCCAGGAGACGGACAUUCCUGUUCGACAAGAUGAGCAUGGCAGGGAGAUAGAAGGUUAUCCGCUGGAUCAGAUUCACACAUUAAAUGAGAGAGAUGCAGCAGACCAGUAUGCCCUCGAAUCGAUGGAUUACGGGGACGGUGUUCUCUCUGGUAUUCGCUCCAGAACACGCAGCCAUACGGAUCACAUCGUCAUCGGAUGGGAGGUUGACGACCCCGAAAACCCUCACAAUUGGUCUACGUCCCGCAAAACUUGGAUCGUCCUCAUCACUGUUCUGCUGGUCCUCAACUCGACCAUGUCGUCUGCCCUGCCGAGCAUGGCUAUCCCCAGCAUCACCGCAGCUUAUGGCAUUACUGACUCCACGGGAAAUGUCUUGCCUAUUAGUAUAUUCCUGAUAGGGUACAUUUUCGGACCGCUUAUCUGGGGGCCCUUGACGGAACACUAUGGACGGAGAAACCUCACUGUUGUCACGUUUAUGGUGUUCACCCUGUUUACAAUGGCGUGUGCGCUAGCACCUAGCUGGGGGAGCUUUCUCAUCUUUAGAAUGAUUUGCGGUGCGUGUGCAGGGGCACCAAUUGCCAUUGUGGCAGGAAUCUUGGCAGAUGUCUUUGGAGAUCAUAGGACCAGAGGCAGGGCGUAUGCCAUCUUCAUGGUCGCCACCGUCUGGGGACCCCUAUUCUCCCCCAUCAUCUCUGGCUACACCGCCAUCACCAUCGGCUGGCGCUGGGCAUUCUGGAUCGGCCUCAUAUACGCCGGCCUCACCCUCCUCGUCAUAGUCUGGCUCCCCGAGACCUUUGCCCCCAUCCUCCUCGCUCGACGAGCCCAAAAGAUGCGCAAGCAAGAUCCCACCCUCCGCGUCAUCGCGCCCCGAGAGCUCGAGGAAACAAGCAUCAGCCAGCUCCUCACCGUCGUCAUCACCAGACCCAUCCGCAUGUUGGCGUCUGAGCUCAUCGUCACAGCUACCUGCGCCUACCUAGCCCUCGUCUAUGCCAUCUUCUACAUGUCCUUCCAGGCUUUCCCCAUCAUCUUCCACGACCUAUAUGGCCUCAACCCCGGCGAAACUGGCCUGACUUACCUCCUCAUCGGGGCAGGUGGCAUGCUCUCCCUCCCCGUCUUCUGGUACUGGGACGUGGCACUCGUUAAAGCCCAGCUAAAGGGCUCUUCAUGGUCUAAACGGGAAGAGUCACGCCGUCUACCUCUUGCGUGUAUGGGCGGUCCUCUAUUCGUCGUAUCCCUCUUCUGGCUGGGUUUCAGUGCCAAAAUCUCUAUCCCCUUUGUCGCGCCCAUGCUGGCUGGCAUACCGUUCGGGAUGGGAUACAUGCUGAUAUUCAUGGCGCUGCUAAACUAUCUAACUGAUUCGUAUGAGAUUUUCGCCGCGUCCGCCAACGCAGCUGCCUCGUGUUGUCGGUCGAUUCUGGCGGUGGUGCUGCCUCUUGCCACGACACACAUGUUUCGAGAGUUGGGUAUCGCGGGGGCUUGCUCGCUGAUUGGGGGAUUGAGCGCGGUGAUGUGUGUGAUUCCGUUUAUUUUUAUAUGGAAGGGCGCGAGUAUUCGGUCGAGGUCCAAGUUUUGCAUUGCGUUGAAGGAGCAGAAGGAGGUGAUGCAGCGGAGGGCGGAUGCGCAGAGGGCGAGGUUGGAACGGAUGAGGGGAGAGAAAGGCAAAGGGGAGGAGGACAAGGAGAUGAAGACGGAGGAGGUUUAG
Molecule: messenger RNA, 1716 nt
Organism: Pochonia chlamydosporia 170
Lineage: Eukaryota; Fungi; Ascomycota; Sordariomycetes; Hypocreales; Clavicipitaceae
Product: major facilitator superfamily transporter
Exons: 4
Coding region: 1-1716 (571 amino acids)
Biological process (GO): transmembrane transport
Molecular function (GO): transmembrane transporter activity
Source: RefSeq, a predicted model, not a curated record